Didymella exigua CBS 183.55 is the source of this 926-nucleotide messenger RNA. RefSeq lists its product as uncharacterized. Gene Ontology annotation, cellular component: nucleus. The transcript has 2 exons. Gene Ontology annotation, molecular function: transcription cis-regulatory region binding; DNA-binding transcription factor activity. The coding region runs from base 29 to 811 and encodes 260 amino acids. The record is from RefSeq and is a predicted model, not a curated record. Lineage: Eukaryota; Fungi; Ascomycota; Dothideomycetes; Pleosporales; Didymellaceae. Gene Ontology annotation, biological process: positive regulation of transcription by RNA polymerase II.
UCAGUCAUCUUGCUCUUCAGACGAAUGGAUGGGAUUUCUUCGCGGUGUCGAGACGGUCAUUAACGCGUCUUCUAUCAAAAAACUACUUCAGCUCGGCUCUGAUGUGGUCGUCUUGCUAGACUGGGUGCACUACUACGAUGUCCUCGCUCGCUUCUCACUUCAAUACUGGGAAAGAGAAGGGACCCCGGAGCUCCCGUCGACUCCAACAAACUUCUUUGGUUUGCAGAUUUCCAUCCUUCCGCCGCCUAUUUUCUCCAUGCUAGAUUUGCUGUCCCAAUCAUGCGUCACAAUAUCUAGUAGUGCAAUCCCGCCACAAGCCAGUGAUAGCGUGGAAGAUUAUAAGGGCUUUCUGAAAGUGACAGAUUGGAGAAUCAGGACGGUACCGAUGCCCAAAAUCCCAGAUGAUGAUAAUCAUGUUUUGGAUGAUGCGACGUUGGUAAUGCACUUGUACCAGCUUGCUAUGCUCGUGUUCCUCAGCCGAAGAUCCGAAGGCGUGAUCGACCAACCCAUCAGGACCCAACAGUAUAUCGACAAAGCCUUUGCUAUCUUCUCCCGUUUGAGGUUCUGUAGACAGCAAUUUCCCAUCCAUGUCAUUGGCUGCGAGGCGCGAACGGAUGAGCAACGGGCCGUCGUCCUCGAUGUCAUUUCUAGGACGGAGAAGAUGAGCUCGUCGCGAUCUUUCAAUUAUUGUAAGAGAAUACUGCAGGCUGUCUGGGCCCAAUAUGAUCUCAGGGAAGGGAACAACAUCAGAUAUUGUGAUAUGUUGACCUCGGUAAUCAGCCAUUGUAUGAUUGUUCCUGCUUUUGUAUGAUUACUUUGUAUAACUAGUCAUAUAUGAAUUAGAAGUACUUGCUGAAUGGCAGGACAAGGGUAGGGUGAUUCUGGAUGCAGCGUGCGUGUUUGGAUCAAUUACCCCAUUCACUUAU